ACGAUACCCAAUCUAAACUAAACCCCUCAAAAACCUAUUUCUGAACCAAUGGCUAUGUUAUCACCUCCUCUGCUUCUUCCUCUUCCUCCUCCCUUCUCGUCCCCCGGCCACCGUUUCGCUUCCUUCAAGCUCCCCAGAAAUUCCACCAAUGGACCUCUUCUCGGAGGACAGCUUGCAAAACGGCACGGUCUCGUGUUUGCCAAAGCUCCCUCCUAUCUCUACGCCACCAGAGAAGAGCUCGACACUGUCAAUAUCGCCGAGGACGUCACGCAGUUGAUCGGGAGCACACCCAUGGUAUACCUCAACAAAGUUUCCGAAGGUUGUGUGGCAAAUAUUGCAGCAAAGCUUGAAUCUAUGGAACCCUGCCGAAGUGUCAAGGAUAGAAUUGGCUGUAGCAUGAUAUUGAAUGCUGAGAAAAGUGGGUUAAUAUCUCCUGGGAAGACUGUAUUAGUUGAACCAACUAGUGGAAAUACAGGACUUGGUAUUGCUUUUGUUGCUGCAACUAAAGGAUAUAAACUUAUAGUCACCAUGCCUGCAUCCAUAAAUAUUGAAAGGAGGAUUCUUUUACGUGCAUUUGGGGCAGAGGUUGUUUUGACAGAUCCAGAAAAGGGUUUGAAAGGAGCGUUAGAUAAAGCUGGGGAAAUUGUUCUCAGCACGCCAAAUUCAUAUAUGCUUCAACAGUUUGAUAAUGCUGCGAAUGCAGAGAUCCAUUUCGAUGCUACCGGGCCAGAAAUAUGGGAGGAUACCAUGGGUAUUGUUGACAUAUUUGUUGCUGCUAUUGGAACUGGUGGCACUGUUACAGGCACUGGGCGUUACCUGAAAAUGAUGAACAAGGAGAUAAAGGUAGUAGGUGUGGAACCUGCAGAGAGGAGAGUAAUAUCUGGAGAAAAUCCAGGCUAUGUACCAAGCAUUUUGGACGUUAAUUUGCUCGAUGAGGUCAUCAAGGUUACCAACGAUGAAGCUGUUGAAAUGGCGAGGAGGCUAGCAUUGGAGGAAGGCUUACUGGUUGGUAUUUCAUCGGGUGCUGCUGCAGCUGCUGCAAUAAGUUUAGCAAGAAGACCUGAGAAUACUGGAAAACUUAUUGCGGUUAUGUUUCCAAGCUUUGGUGAGAGGUAUAUUCCCACUGUACUUUUCCAAUCAAUUUACGAAGAGGUUCAGAAGAUGAAGGGAAAAUAAUCAUAUUAUUCCAGACAAUAUAUCAUCGUAAAGAUUGAAUGCCAUACAAAUCGAGCAAAUAGAAAUCAACAUGUUUCCGAGAAGGUAAAUAGAUUUGACCUGUUACACAUGUGUCAUAUGAAUGCUGUUGUGAUUCGCUGUUGUGAUUCACUGAUGGCAGAUUACUCCAGGUUAGGUUUUAAAGGAAUGCAGAGAGUAGUUGAUCAAUGAAAAAUCAGAAAAAUUGAGGUUGGUUUUUAGAUAGGAUGUUUUGCCUCGUCUUGUCCAUUUACUUCUUUCAGAAGCGGUCUUAAUGUAUGUUUUGAUUCAUAUGUAGGAUGCAUAUUUUGAUUCGGAUAGAAAAUAUAUCUCGUUAUACAUUGAUCAAAACCAAAUUUAGAGAAAAACCUUGGGAUGUUA
Messenger RNA from Malus domestica (apple), 1575 nucleotides. Its product is annotated as S-sulfo-L-cysteine synthase (O-acetyl-L-serine-dependent), chloroplastic-like. Gene Ontology annotation, molecular function: cysteine synthase activity. Gene Ontology annotation, cellular component: cytoplasm. The record is from RefSeq and is a predicted model, not a curated record. Lineage: Eukaryota; Viridiplantae; Streptophyta; Magnoliopsida; Rosales; Rosaceae.